Molecule: messenger RNA, 5145 nt
Organism: Cydia pomonella (codling moth)
Lineage: Eukaryota; Metazoa; Arthropoda; Insecta; Lepidoptera; Tortricidae
Product: alpha-(1,3)-fucosyltransferase C-like
Exons: 2
Coding region: 215-1444 (409 amino acids)
Cellular component (GO): membrane
Molecular function (GO): alpha-(1->3)-fucosyltransferase activity
Source: RefSeq, a predicted model, not a curated record
CCCAGUUGACUACGGAACCCUAAUAAAUGGCCCACAUGGUUACUAAGUUCAGUAUGUCUCAAGGUCACAUGUGGCGCUUAUCCACUUGUUGUUGAACUUGCAUUUUAAAGUAGUGAUAAGUUAUCGCCAGUAAGCUCAGUCGCUGUUGGCCCGAGCCCCGCGGCGCGCGCGUCUGUCCGAGUGGGAACAAUCAUGCGCGGCGCUCCUCACCACCAUGCGACCUUUAGCCAAACUAUUCUUUCUAACUUCCUUCCUCUUCGUAACACUAUUCCUAUACAUGUCUCUCAGAGAAAUAAAAAACACGCAACUACUAUUUGAUACAAAAAACAUUUUCAAUAUAGAAAAAAACUUGACAAGAUUUAAUUUUGUUGAAAAAUUAAUAAAAAGUGACAGAAGUGAUAAGAAAAUUAAGUACAUUUUACAGUGGACUAAUCCGAAAAAUGUGCCUUUUGUGUAUAUGCUUGAGGGUAAUAAAGUGUUCAUAGAGCGAAAGUGUGAAUAUACAAAUUGUUAUGUCACUAGUAACAAAAGUCUACUAGGAGAUGUUAGUAAGUUCGAUGUCAUUGCGUUUUCGGGAACUGAAGUCGUUUACUGGCCUAUUGAAAACCUUAUCCCUCCCAAGCGCUCGCCGCAUCAGAAGUACGCUUUUACUAACAUAGAAUCAGCUGAUAAUUACCCAUUCUGCUCCAACAAGUUGGAUAACUUUUUCAACUGGACAUGGACGUUUAGAUUAGACUCUGAAACUAAAUGGGGCUACAUAAUUGUAAGAGAUGCCAACAACAAAGUGAUUGGCCCUAAGAAAGAAAUGCAUUGGAUGAAGUUGAAAGACAUGGAUCCUGUGAGCGAAAAGUUAAGUGCGCAGUUGAAGACAAAAUCCAGAGCAGCAGCGUGGUUCGUAUCCAAUUGCUGGACGAGAAGUCGCCGGGAGAACUUCGUGACGGACCUGCAAAAGGCUUUAAAGCCCUACGACUUAGAAGUAGAUAUUUACGGACAAUGUGGCCCUUACAAAUGCGAGCGUGACGACGAAGAAGCAUGUUUUCAGAUAAUAAAGCAGGACUAUUAUUUUUACCUGUCGCUUGAGAAUUCAUUCAGUGAGGACUACGUGACUGAAAAACUCCUGUCUGCGUUGAAAUACAAUGCGAUACCUAUUGUUUAUGGAGGAGCUAAUUAUACAAGAUUUAUGCCAGACGGAAUAUACCUGAAUGCGAGAGAGCUAGGAGCGGAGAAAUUAGCAAAGAAAAUGAAAUACCUUAUAGACCAUCCUGAUGAAUACAAAGAGUAUUUCCGAUGGAAAAACCAUUACUCUUAUAACAGAAGAAACGACUUCGCAGACACUGACGACUAUUGUGGUUUCUGUACACUUCUUAAUAACGAAGAGAUGGUGAAAAAGAAGUCUGUAUACAAGAACUUCAAAGAGUGGUGGAAUGACCCUCGACGUUGUUAAUGCGUUUUUUAUCUAGUAAUAGUGGAUCAACUAUUCUUGUUGUUAUUUUGCCCGCCAGCCAGGAGAUAAUAGUAAUUAUCUAUAAGUAGGUUUACGUUAAGCAAAGCCCCUCUAGCAUUUAAUUGAGUAUACUAUGCAUUUUUUGUAUACCACGUCAGUGGCAAACAAGCUUACGGCCUGCCUGGUGGUAAGCAGUCAUCGUAGCCUAGAGAUGUAUAAGGUCAAUACAGGUAAGCAGGGACCGGUCCCGUAUCCCCUUCGAGGGUUUUUGAAGGGGUAUUUCGUUCGACUUUGCUAACCAAAGCCUACGGACCGACAAUAGUCAGCAACUAACUCAAAAAAUGCCCCGCCUAAUGAAAUCAGACCCAAAAUAGGUACUUAUAGAUCACAAGGUUAGGGAAGCAAAGGGGAACCCGUUCCGGAAGCUAAGCAAGGCUUGUCGGCUAUCCAAUAUACAAUUAAGCUAUUCCAAAAGCUUAUUUAAAGAACGGGAAGCCCCUUCCUACAUUCAAGUGACCGCGAAAGGGAAACCCCUUCCUACACUCAUAUAAUCGCGUAAGAGAAACCCCUUCCUACAGCUAAGUCAAAUGAAUGGGUAAGCAAUUCAAGUGGUAGGCAUGUGAUUUGGGAUAUUUAAUGAACGGCUAAGCUGUUCAAUGGCUUUUGUCUGGGAAGAGGUUACCGGUCUCUGCAGGUAAGUGUGAGCGCCAAUCUGUUUACACAUUUUACAUUUGAUAACCGGUUUGGCCUAGUGGGUAAUGAUCGUGUACAAAGCCGAUGGGCCCGGGUUCAAAUCCUGGUAAGGGCAUUUAUUUGUGUAUGUUUUCUAUGUAUUUAUGUAUUAUAUAUAUAUAGUUGUCUAAGUACCUACAACAGAGACCUUAUUGAGAUUACUGCGGGAUUUAGUAAAUUUGUGUAAGUAUGUCCUAUAAUAUUUAUUUAUCUAAUAUUUAUUUGCAAGCAAAUAGCAAAUGUAUGAACUUGCAAUAAAGACUAAUCAAUGUGUAAACAGGCUGCAUAGCCAACGUGCCAAUCGUUAACGCUCCGUGGCGUAGCGGAGUCAUCUCUCUAUCACUCGUUCAUAUUAGUUCGACAGUGACAGUGGCGUUUCGUUCGCUACGGAGUGUUUACCAUAGGCACGUUGGCUACGCGCCCAGGUCCCAAUAUGGAAGACAGCGACACUUAAUCCGCCGCAAAACUUACCCGUAUUGUCCUUAUGAGUGGGUAUCUAAUAAUAAAAAGUUUUUGGCAAAAAUUUCCUUUUUGGUACAAACUUUUAUCGCUGACUGUACUUUUCUUCUCAUAGGCAUCAAAUGCUCAUUAAGACCAUUCUAAUAACCCCUAACACAAUUAGGUUGCGUUGGUCUAUCACAGAGUUCCCAUGGCCACCUCCUAUUAUAAUAUUGCAUUGUCACCCGACUUACAUAUGUAUGCAAAAUUUCAGCUCAAUCGGAAACAGGGAUGUGGGUCUAAUUUAGCUUCCAACAAACACCCCACACCCGACCCACACAAACAUACAUACUAACAGAGCAAGUUAAAUAGAAGCUUGUAAAAAUAGAACAGUAAAAUUUUUGAAUUUAUUUAUUUGGUUAUAGUCAAUUGAGGAAAAUUAGGAAAUAGCACAUAUAAUACUCGUAUCAUGCUCAUAAUAAUUAGGUACUUGACAUUGAUAACUAGGUAUUUACGCUAAAUUAUUAAAAAAAAAAAAAAAAAAAAAAAUUAGAUAAAAUAUAAUAUAAUAUAAUAUAAUAUAAUAUAAUAUAGAUUAGAUAUAAUUAGAUAUUUUAAUAAAUUAGAAGAGGACAUCUUAGCUACUUAGCUAAGAUGUUUAAUCAAUUUACUUAUUUAAAUAAAUACUGAUUUUGCUAGCCGUGCAUCAGAUUACAAAUUACAAAUACAAUCAUACUCGUAAUUCAUGCAUGCUAGAGGGGCUUCGCUAAGUUUGAAUAAAUGGUGCAAUUUGUUAGGAAGAAAUUUGUAACCUAUUUAGCGAAUUAAAUACUUCAUUUUCAUAAUUUUAUGGUUUUCAAGAGUGGUCCAGGUAAAGGUUAGGACCAAGGCUAGGAACCGGUUUUAAAAAUAGCGGGAAAUACCGGUUUAUUUCGGUUUUACUCCGAACUUUCAUAUGAACGCAAACGUUUCAGGAACUUUAUUGUAACCUAAAUAGACCGGUUUAUUCGACGAGCAACGAGAAAGCCAGCUGGUGGUGUGCUGCGUAAACAUAGACACCGACAUAGGAAGAAACCAGAUUGUAUUGUUCUAAACCGGUUAAUAUGACAGGAAAUUUAUGAAAAUGUUCUCCUAAGAACCGAUUACAAAAUUAAAAGGGUUUGUCGAGCCUUGAAGGUAAAGUUCGGAUAUCGACUGUGCAGGAUCGCGUCGCGUCGUUGUUGCCGCUGCUGGAUCCGUCACAUUCCUUGAUAAUGGUAUGAACGUCAUAAUCGCGGCAGUAAUGCGGUAAUGCUGUAAUUGACAUCCUAACGUCACCAUAAUGCAACCACGGCAAUGAGUCAAGACAACACAACAGCAACAAGACACACAACACAACACACAAACACAACAACACACAAACAAAACAGCAACAACACACAAGACAAAACAACAACAAGGCAGGAGAAAAUUGAUCCCAUAAGGCCCAAAAUCUAUUUUGAUUAUAGGUUUUUGAUAUUGUUUAAUAUAAGUAUGCAUUUUUACUGAGACCAAAUAUUAAUUUUAAAAUUACUUCAUACUGAAUGUUAUAUUAUAAUAUACUUAUCAACAUGAAAUGUUGUCAGCUUACUUACCAAUGUGAUUUAGACUGAAAAGGCUGUGAUUAAUUUAGCAUUUUGGCAAUGAAGUACAUAAAUAUACCUACAACAGGAAAAUUAAGUUUUUUAUUUUAUACGAUCCUCUAGAAGUUGUAUUGAUAUACUGUCUAGCUUCCGCAACUAUAUCUAGUUAUCUCGGAAUUAUGUAUUUUACUCAGUUUAAAAGUAGCCUUUGCCGGAAGCGAUUUUGUAAAUAUACAGCGUGCUAAUUUUUAUUACAUUUUGGUCAGAUUUUAGUAAAUUAAACAUUCAAAAAUAAAAUUACACUUUAUUAUUUGUAAAUUACACAUAUUUGUAAAUUCUUGGUAAGUACUUACUAAAAUUAAUAUUUUGAUCUUGCUAGUAUUUCAUAUAUCUUGCUAGUAAAAAAUCUCCAAUUUUUCUGUACGGAAGAACUCAUGUCUAGACGGAAGGCAGACCCGGAAGGAGAGCAACGAAAUUAUAGAUAGUUUACUGUACUAUUCUUAUUGUCUUGAUCCAAUUUGACAUUGUCAUUUAUGCUUAUGGUAAGUAUACCUUGCUAUAGGUACACAUUGUAUAUUUUAUCGGCCUAAAUUCUCUCUAUAAACCAAUAGUACUUAAUUGUGAAAAAAAGUAAUACUUUUAUAUUUGAGAAUAUCUUUAUCAUUACAGCGGCUGUAGGAUCGUUGGCGUUUUAUCACCUAUCAUGCGUCAAAUUCGCACUUACGUUGCUAGAACGUGACAGGCAUGGUAAAAUGCAACCAUGUUACCACCGGUAGAUGCCAAGGCUAAAUCACGACUCAUUUGACGUUUAUUUCCCCGAAGUAAAGAUUUAUUAAUCAUUACUUUAUUAAGAGUCCAUUAUAAAUAUACUAACUGAAUAAUAUUGUUGUUAAAAGAAUAUACUUAAAGGUAUUUUACUUAGCAUCGUAA